Cydia amplana is the source of this 1307-nucleotide messenger RNA. RefSeq lists its product as uncharacterized. The transcript has 2 exons. The coding region runs from base 5 to 1216 and encodes 403 amino acids. NCBI's taxonomy places the organism in Eukaryota, Metazoa, Arthropoda, Insecta, Lepidoptera, Tortricidae. The record is from RefSeq and is a predicted model, not a curated record.
CUAUAUGUCGUUAAAGAUGGAGCAUUCCAUCAAGCUACCACCAAACUUUGAUUUGCGAGCUGCAAAUGCGGCAACAGAAUGGCGGCUAUGGCGUCUCUGUUUUGAAGACUACUUGGUGGGUUCAGGGCAAGAUAAUGCCGCGGAUAAGGUAAAAUUAGCCCUAUUGAGAAAUAUGCUAGGAAUGGAAGCUGCCAGAAUAGUCACCACGUCGCUACAGCUUUCCGAGAGUGAAAAAGAUAAUUACGAUUCGGUCAUGAACGCAAUAACAAAAUAUGUCAGCCCGCGAGUAAAUGAAGUUUUCGAACGAUUCAAGUUUAACAAUAGGAAACAACUAGAAGGAGAAAGUUUUGAUAAUUUCUUUACGGAAUGUAAACAAUUAAUUUUGACAUGUAACUAUAAACAAAACAAGGAUUCAAUAGAAGAUCAAUUGUUGAGGGACAAAAUUGUACAAGGAGUAUUAGACAAAACAGUACAAGAAUCUUUACUGAAACUAGAUAACCUUACACUUGAAAAGGCAGCCAACUAUUGUCGCACUUCAGAAAUGAGUAAACAACAGGUGCAGGAGAUGAACCCGACAAUAGAAAUUGAUGUGGUCAAAAAAUCUAAAUCCCAUCAGGCACAGAAAAAACACGUAUUUCAAUGUAGGAGAUGCCAAACUCAACAUGGGCUGCGAGAAUGUCCUGCCUAUGGGAAAAAAUGCACCAGAUGUGGAAAAUUGAAUCACCUUGCAGUCAGCUGUAAAGUCAAGAAAAUUAAUUUAACUCAAGAAGAUUCAGAGGAGUCAGAUGACACUUUAUUUUGUGGUGCAGUUACUAGUAAAGGGAAAAACAAAUGGAUGGACUUUAUUGACAUCGAAGGAAAGAGCAUAUAUGGUAAAAUUGAUACCGGGGCAGAAGUAAGUAUCAUGCCAACAAAAAUCUUCAAGCAACUUCAAUCUAUUGAGGCGCUCAGACCAUCAAAGACCUUGGAAGCAUUUGAUGGUACAAAAGUCAAAGCCAUUGGAAAGGUCCGUCUCCAUUGCAAGUACAGGGAACGAGAGUGUUAUGAGGACUUCAGAGUUGUAGAUUGCAAGUCAAUGAUAUUAGGAGUGCCAGGUUGUGAAGCUUUAAAACUAGUUAAGCGAAUUUACAGUGUUGAUGAAGCUGGAGAUGGGACUCUAAAAGAGGACUUCAUAAAAGAAAAUAUAGAUGUUUUCCAAGGUCAUGGACCAAAUUGAAGGCUACUUUGGAGAUAUACCAAAUGUUAUAACUUGGUUUGAUGAUAUUUUAAUAAUGGGUGAGACAGAGGAAAUUCAUAAUGAAGCUGUG